GCUCAAAAAGCUACCUGAUGUGCUGGAGCCAAGUUGGUACCUAAAACAAGUGAAGUUCGGUUAUUAACCAAAGUAAUAAGAAAAAUAUUUCACAGGAAUUACAAACCAAGUGGCAGCUGAAAGAAAAUAAAAGUUAAAUAAAUCCAUUUUCUGGGAAAAUUACGAAAAGAAAGCAGAGUAGUGAUUUGUGUUAAAAAUUGAAGAGGGAAAUAUUCAUUAAGCCGAGAUUUUAACAUCAAAUCAGAGUCAAAGACAAAAGAUAAGCAACACAACAUGGAUUCUUCAAGACUAAAUUAUGUAUAUUUACUAGUGUUUCUCAUGUCAUGUCACUUCGUUACAACAUACUCUGCUCCCAGCUACUAUCAACCAAUGUAUAACGAUGUAGAUGACCAACCUGAUGAAUUCCUAAUUGACUUAAUAUCGAGAUAUGGACAAACUAUUAUGAACGCUAGAAACGACCUUGAGAAUUCAAAACGUACAGUAGACUUUGGGUUAUCGAGAGGUUAUUCUGGAGCACAGGAAGCCAAACAUCGGAUGGCAAUGCAAAUCGCCAACUUUGCUGGUGGACCAGGACGACGCAAGCGAUUAUCUGGUGGAAAACUUGCUGCUUUAAACUAAAUAGACAUUUUUAUGUCCUUCACACUAUCUUCUCUCAUAUUAAGCACCCCCGAAAAGUUGAAAUCUUUUAGAAGAUUGUGAGGUUAUCUGUAUAAAAUAAAACUGAAAUGAACAAGUUGAUGAAAAUCUGCAAUUACUGAAAAUAUAAUAAAACUAUGCUCUUUCGAUUCCAAAAAUAAAUAAAUAAAAAGUUUAAAGUUUCUGGAAAACUAAGAAAAUGUAAA
Molecule: messenger RNA, 842 nt
Organism: Clunio marinus
Lineage: Eukaryota; Metazoa; Arthropoda; Insecta; Diptera; Chironomidae
Source: the annotation of a GenBank genome assembly